Branchiostoma floridae (Florida lancelet) is the source of this 641-nucleotide messenger RNA. RefSeq lists its product as uncharacterized. The record is from RefSeq and is a predicted model, not a curated record. Bases 9 to 641 code for a protein of 210 amino acids. NCBI's taxonomy places the organism in Eukaryota, Metazoa, Chordata, Leptocardii, Amphioxiformes, Branchiostomatidae. The transcript has 4 exons.
UCUGCAGGAUGGCAGACAUCUAUGAAGACGCCUGUGUGGUGAACCCGGCAAGCUUCUCCGAUAAAAAGGGUGCAUCACUGGACCUGUCAUCGGGCGGAGAUGAUAAAACAGAACUGUCAAGUUCGGAGUCCGAUGACGUCAGCACAGCUCCGGACGUUGAUGAUCGCCAUGACUACAUCCCAGGGAUUGGCAUGGCAACCGCCAAUCAGAGCCGAGCCCGGCCCUGCCCCGUGCUGAACGUCAUCAGCUUCCUCCUGCUCCUGCUGAUCUGCUGCCUCCUGGCGGUUGUCGUGUCCAUGUACUUGGCCGUUCAGCAGUCUAUCAACCAGGGACAGGAGAAGAUGGGGAAGGUCACAAAUAUGGAGCAACUGUUCACCAACGAGCUGUCAAUCAUCCUGGAGCAUCAGGAGAACCUGACCAAUCGGAUGAGGCAGCAGAUGAUGACUCAGGAGGCAAUGAUGAAGAAGCUGUCCAUCGUCCUGGAGAUGCAGAAGAACAUCACCUCCGCGUGGGACCAGCAGAUCAGGAAGCUGUCAAUCCCCGGUGGGGAGGACCAGCAGGUCAAAGCGAUGUCCAGGGCAAUCGUCGCUGAGCUAUGGCAGAAGUUCAUUGCCAUGAAGAAAAUGUCAUGGUUUGGAUGA